GCCGAUAGUAUCGAUAAUAUCAGCUUCCAUUUCCACCAGGCUUUGUAGUAUGAGAUCCCUCUUCCCUUCACCCCAUUCUUACACAAUACCAAGUAGAUUCCUACCCCACUCAAGAUUCCUCAACCACCCUACAUAUUCCCACACAUCAUCCAGUAGGCCCCACUACCCCCCUUUCUCUCCUACACAUCUAAAUACUCUCAUCAACAGCACCAUCCAAACAAGAAACCCCAACCAUGCUACCCAAAUCCAUGCCCAAAUCAUCAUACAUGGCUACAACAACAGCAGCAUCACAUCCAUCCCUUCCCUUCAAAACAACCUCAUCAACAUGCUUGCAAAGUGUGGCCUCACCAAUGCAAGCCUAUACAUUUUCUCAAACACCCAUGAUAAGAACAUCAUCACAUGGACCACCCUCAUCACCCACUUCUCUCAAUCCCACAACCCCUUCCAAGCUCUCACCAUCUUCUCCCAGAUGAGGCAUAGUGGGCCCCACCCAAACCAAUUCACCCUGUCCACCAUACUGCCUGCUUGUGCCCAGACCACAGUCCCUGCCAAUGGGAAACAGAUCCAUUCAAUCGUGAUCAAACAUGGGUUCGAAUCUGACAUCUUCGUCGGCAGUGCGCUGAUCGACAUGUACAUGAAAUGCACUGAUUUGGACGCAGGAAGAAGGGUGUUUGAUGAAAUGCCCCAGAGAAACUUGGUUUCUUGGAACGCAGUGAUAGUAGGUUUUGUGCAGAACAAGGUUUACGACAAAGCAGUUAGAGUGUUCUGUGAGCUUCUUAGGGAGCAUUCAGCUGGGGCUGCGGAUCAAGUGAGCUUCUCAAGCAUUUUGAGCAUGUGUGCACAUGUGGGUGGUUUGAGUUUCGGCAGGCAGGUGCAUGCUCAGGUGGUUAAGCUUGGCUUGAAGUCUUUAGCAUAUGUUAGGAAUUCAAUGGUUGACAUGUAUAGCAAAUGUGGGUGCUUUGAAGAUGCUUUGAAGCUGUUCAGUGGCUCUCAGGACAGAGACACUGUGACUUGGAAUGUCAUUGCCAUGGGUUGGGUCCAAAAUGACUGCUUUGAGGAGGCUUGUAACUGUUUCUGGGUCAUGAGAAGGGAAGGGAUUUCGCCCGAUGAGGCGUCAUUCUCAACAGCCCUCCAUGCCGCCACAGGCCUUGCGGCAUUGGAUCAAGGGACUUCAAUACAUGACCAGAUUAUCAAAAUUGGUUUCAUAAGAAAUCUGUGCGUGGGAAGCUCAUUGAUCACAAUGUAUGCAAAGUGUGGAAGCUUGGCUGAGGCAUAUCGAGUGUUUGAAGAGAUCAAGGAUCGUAAUGUUGUGUCUUGGACAGCGAUGAUCGCAGCGUGCCAACAACAUGGGUGUGGAGAUCGAGUCAUCACGUUGUUUGAGGAGAUGCUAGCAGCAGGGAUCGAACCUGAUUACAUAACAUUUGUCUCUGUUCUCUCGGCUUGUAGCCACAACGGGCUCAUUGAGGAAGGAUUCCGAUACUUUGAUUCCAUGUCUAAAGUCCAUGGGAUGAGGCCCAGGCCUGAGCAUUAUGCUUGCAUGGUCGAUAUCCUUGGCCGAGCUGGCCGGUUGGAUGAAGCAAAGAGGUUCAUUGAAUCAAUGCCAGUUGAGCCAGAUGCAACAGCAUGGGGAGCUUUGUUAGGGGCUUGCAGGAACUAUGGGAAUCUGGAAAUGGGAAGAGAAGUUGCGGAGAGGCUGUUCGCAAUUGAACCAGAUAAUCCAGGAAACUACAUUCUGCUUUCAAACAUCUAUACAAGCUAUAGAAUGUUGGAAGAAGCUGAGGAUGUGAGGAGAUUGAUGGGGGUGAAUCGGGUGAGGAAAGAGACCGGAUGUAGCUGGAUCGACAUUCAGAACACUACCUACGUAUUUACGGUGCAUGACAAAUCACAUUCUAGGACACAUGAGAUCUAUGCAAUGUUGGACAAGUUAGCAGAACUGGUGAAGAUGAAUGGGUAUGUGGCAGAAACCCAAUUCGCCAUCAAUAGUGCUGGAGAGUACAAGGAGAAGAGCUUGUGGUAUCACAGCGAGAAACUAGCACUUGCAUUUGGUUUAAUAAGCAUGCCAGUUGGCGCUCCAAUUCGGAUAAAGAAGAAUCUGAGGACUUGUGGCGAUUGCCACACGGUUAUGAAGCUUGUUUCAGAGAUUUUCGCACGGGAGAUUGUUGUUAGAGAUAUCAAUCGGUUUCACCAGUUCACCAAUGGUUCAUGUUCCUGUGGGGAUUACUGGUAGCCUCAAUCAGGAGCAAUCUUGUUGCUUGAAUUAAUACGAGUUUUCAUGUUCAUGAUAUUCAGAGGUCAACUUGGCUGAUAACAACAGAACCGAAAAAAAAAAAAACAAACCAAAAACUGAAUCAUCACAACUGUUGAUCUUAAAAAGUUAACUUUCAUUCCUAAGACAGCUCGAUAGGGUCUUCUGGAAGUUUUCCAGCUUAGAGAAAUUACUGCAGAUAUGAGCUUCAACAGCCUGUUUGGAUUGUGAAUUGCAUCAGUCAUGUAUUGUAAAAGCCCCAUCAUUAUGAUUUUACCACGAUAAACUAAACACACAAAUCGGCAGUCGAAUUCAGAUGUAUUAGGAAAGAGAUAAAGAAAUUUGUAUUCAUUACGAUUUUAUAUUGCAUUGUAGUGGAAAUCUCAAAUCCAAACACACCAGUUUAUAGAUCUGAUGAUUUGACAUUGAA
Molecule: messenger RNA, 2675 nt
Organism: Magnolia sinica
Lineage: Eukaryota; Viridiplantae; Streptophyta; Magnoliopsida; Magnoliales; Magnoliaceae
Product: pentatricopeptide repeat-containing protein At2g03880, mitochondrial-like
Exons: 1
Coding region: 50-2227 (725 amino acids)
Biological process (GO): RNA modification
Molecular function (GO): RNA binding; protein binding; zinc ion binding
Source: RefSeq, a predicted model, not a curated record